UUGAUAACCCAAAACACCAAAAAAAGAGUUCCGCACGGCAUACGCUGCGCAGAAGACGACUGGCCCAGUGCUGCUGACUCGCUAGCCACACCAGGGUUGCUCAUAAUGGCUGCCUCCAAGCCAUUCGAGCCGCAGUCAGGCACCGGCGUCCCCAGUUGGCAGCUCGCUCUGCUGUUCGGCGCGCCCAUAGUCGGGGUGACAGCCGUGUAUCUAUGGAACCGCAAGGGUCGUUUUGAACGUGCCCGAGAGGCAAAUCAAAAAGGCAACAAAUACUUUAAGGCGGCCAAGUAUGAGAACGCCAUCCAGUGUUACACAGAGGCCAUUGAACUCUGCCCCACUGAACAGAAGAGCUACCUGUCGGUGUUCUAUCGCAACCGAGCGGAGGCUUAUGAGAAGCAGAGGAAAUGGACUGAAGUGUCGCGAGACAGAUCACGGGUACUAAUGCUCGACCCACACAACUACGCAGCUUUCUUGAAGCUUUACGAGGCUAAUAGAAGACUGGACGAUAAGAAAGAAUGCCUGGAAGAUAGCAUCGCUCCGUCUAUCCCGGAGGACGAGCUGAACGAGGAGAGCAAGACGCCCCCUAUGGGAAAUAAGGCCCUAGACGAAUAUAAGAACCGAGAGUGGACGAUGCCUUCUCCUCAGUACAUCAAAUCCUACUUUGGUUCUUUCACCGAUGACAUCAUCUCGCAGCCGCUACAGAUGGGCGAGAAGAAAGAUGAAGACAAGGACAAUGAGGGCGAGGCCGCCGAGGUCACAGCUAGUCACCACCUGAGUUCGGGCUACCUGAAAGCCAAGCAAUACAUGGAUGAGGAGGACUACGACAAAAUCAUCAGCGAAUGCACUAAGGAGGUGGACUCGGAGGGCUGCUACAUGGCUGAGGCGCUGCUCCUGCGCGCCACCUUUCACCUGUUGACUCGCAACGAAGUGGACGCUGGUGUCGACUUGGACCGCAUCAUCAAUAUGCAGGAAGCCAACGUCAAGCUGCGUGCCAACGCCCUCAUCAAGCGUGGGAGCCUGUACAACCAGACUCACGAACGCUUGCUUUCCAGAAAGCACUUCAACAUGGCAGCAGAGAUCGACGCAUGCAAUCCCGAUGUGUACCAUCACAGGGGGCAGGUUAACAUGGUGCUGUACCAGGCGGAUGAAGCUGUAGAAGACUUUGACAAAAGCAUCCUGCUCAGACCUGACUUUGCUCUCACCCAGGCGCAGAGGUCCUUCGCUCUGUACAAACAAGCAAAGGCCGAGCUCUUCCCAUCCAAGACACACGUUCAGAAAGCCAUGGAUGGAUUCCAGGACGUUAUCAAAAGGUUUCCCACUUGUGCAGAGGGCUACGCACUAUACGCUCAGGCUUUAACCGAGGAGGGACGCUUCAGCAAGGCAGACAAGAUGUACGACAAGUGUAUUGAAGUAGAACCAGACAACGCCAACCAUUAUGUUCACAAAGGAUUAUUACAGCUCCAGUGGAAACGAGGCAUGGACUGGAGACGCUUGUGUGAGUUGGGCCUGGACCUCAUCAAAGAAGCCAUCGAAAUCGACAACAAAUGUGCCUUUGCUUACGAAUCAUUGGGACAUGUCGAACAUCCAAGGUGUGAUUACGGCAAGGCAAUCGAAAUGUCUGCCGAGGCUAAAACGGCUAAUGACGUGGGUACCCAUUACACAGAGCGCGAAGACGCGUACACCCACAGAGAGGUAUUCAGGGAAGUAAGGGAUCAGACGUUUCAAGUCAGCCACUUUGAUUUUGACUGACAAGUUCUUCUGAUAUUCUUCGAUACAUAUGGUGACCAAAGUAAAAUAGAACUUAAAUCUGAAUAAAGUUAUGUUUCCUGGAAAGAGAUGUGGUGCUUUUUCUUUACUGUAUCGGGUUGUUUUUCAGUGGAAUGUACUUGAUAUAAAAUGUUUUUUUAAAUACUGUGUGAAACAACUAGUGUGAUGGUUCAAAUUACUAAAUAGUGUACUUUACCGCUACCAAUUUAGUUCAGUUAAAAAGCACCUGUGGCUAAAGAUUUAGUAAAUACAUAAAAAAUAGCUAACUUUUUGUCGUAUUUAAAGGGUAUGAAAACGCAAAGGGGGUGUGAGACAUCAAUAGAACCGUUAUGUGCCAAGAUAACAAAUAUUGAUAAAGUUAACAAAAAAAAUCAAUCACAUUAAUGAGCAAUUAUCGAAAAUAGAUCGAAAAUGACGAACAUUUCCGAAAGUGUUCGGAAACAGCCGAAUGGGGCGGAGACGUCAUAACAAGGAAACAAAAGGUCGAGGCAGGUGCCAUCGUUGUUUAUCGACGAGAGAGUUGCGUUCCUUUUCUAUCAAAAAAUAGCUAAAAUGGUUUAAACCUGUCAUGCUAUGUGGUUUACAAAUAGCCAUUUGUCGCAAUGUAGUCCUAAUGAGUUCCCGAACGUGAGAAAAAGAGCUGGACUACGCAGACAAUGAGUAAAGUUCGUCAGUGCUAAGAGGGCUAAUUUUGCAAUUUUACAGGGAAACGGGAACCUGACGAGCCAGAAGAUGUGCCUACAACCUCAAAGAAAACAAAAUUUAUGCUACUUCCCUAUCACUAAAGACCCACGAACUGCGAAGGAGUGAAUUCGUGACCCGUAUGUGAAUAAAUCGAGUGAUUCGAGCAUGUCUGUGGAACAGGAAUAUCAGCUUGUAGAGAUCGCAAAUCACAGCGACUUAAGCGUACAUUUGAGACAACAACUCUACCGAAGUUCUGGAUUAAAGUCAUUUCGGAAUAUCCCAACAUCGCUCGGAGCGCGCUGAAAACUGUGCUACAAUUUCCAACAUCGCUAGCUUGAUGCUAGCUUCUCUCACUCUCCCAUCUCGUCUCAACGAAACAAAACUCAGCCCUCCCACUGAUUCAGCAGGUGAGUUGUAUUUUUUCCCUGCACUUAACACGACGGGGCUAAAAACAAAUGCUAUUUUAUAUUUGCUGUAUUUUUCUGCCGCACAUUGCCGGUGUUCUGACAAAGUUGGCAUGCGCGUAACGUUAAAAAGGACCGCAAAUGCAGCGAUUCCUAAGUACACACUACAAACUUUCUUUAAAGAAAGGAAUAUUAACUUACGUUUGCCAUGUUUGGGUCACAUAACAACUGCACGUAGCCCUCUCACUUAAUGACUUCGCCGUGUCGUUAGCGUUAAUUUACGCCAUUUCCGUGUU
This is a messenger RNA of Corythoichthys intestinalis (scribbled pipefish), 3151 nucleotides long. RefSeq names its product mitochondrial import receptor subunit TOM70-like. The transcript has 14 exons. Gene Ontology annotation, molecular function: protein binding; transmembrane protein transporter activity. Lineage: Eukaryota; Metazoa; Chordata; Actinopteri; Syngnathiformes; Syngnathidae. The record is from RefSeq and is a predicted model, not a curated record. Gene Ontology annotation, cellular component: mitochondrial outer membrane. Gene Ontology annotation, biological process: protein insertion into mitochondrial inner membrane; protein import into mitochondrial matrix. The coding region runs from base 106 to 1749 and encodes 547 amino acids.